Myxocyprinus asiaticus (Chinese sucker) is the source of this 7946-nucleotide messenger RNA. Its product is annotated as actin remodeling regulator NHS-like. Bases 118 to 4725 code for a protein of 1535 amino acids. Gene Ontology annotation, biological process: lens development in camera-type eye; cell differentiation. The record is from RefSeq and is a predicted model, not a curated record. The transcript has 10 exons. NCBI's taxonomy places the organism in Eukaryota, Metazoa, Chordata, Actinopteri, Cypriniformes, Catostomidae.
CGGAGGAUGGAGGACGAGCCGCAGGAGACCCUGGAGUAACGGAGGGUCUUUACUCUACAUGGAACCUGUUUGUUUUCCUCAAAAAGUGGCUUUUAUGUUGAAACUCUACAUGAGAAAAUGCCAUUUGCCAAACGGAUCGUGGAGCCCCAUUUGUUGUGCCGACGCACGGACACAGAUGAGGAGGGUUUACAUUUCCAGGACCUGUGCACCAUCAGUAAUGUGGCUCUCUCUCGGACCUUGCGCCAGCUGUCCGACCUGGCCAAACACGCCUGCUCGCUCUUCCAGGACCUGGAGCACGAGUUGAUCUUCACGAACCAGCGCGUCUGGGCGCUCCGGGAUAAAAUAAACAGGAUCCAAACGACCACCGAUGCGCUCGACCCCAAACAGGAGGCAGUGCCAGUGUCUAAUCUGGACGUUGAGAGUAAGCUGAGUGGACAUUAUCAGGCUCCGUGGCACCUGCAGAGAAAUGUAUUCCUGCCGUCAACCCGACCCACAUGCGUGGAAGAGCUGCAUCGAAACGCCAAACAGAGCCUGCGGGCACUGUACAGAGAUCAGCAGCAGAGACAGGAAGCCAGUGAGAGAGAGCGGAGAGUGACGAUCUCCAUCUCCAUGACUCCGCCAGUGCCCACCUACCCAUCACCACGCACGCUCAGGAGACAAGAACAGAGAGAGAGACAUUUGACAACGGAAAGGACUGAGAGGGACAUAGAAACACAGACAACACAAACACAGUUUCAAAGCACCCGGUCCUCCCCUACUGAAUGUUGUCAUUUCUCUCCAUGGAGCAAAAAGGUUACUCAUCCAGUCGAGUCAGAUUCAGAGGUGGUGGGUCUAGGCCACUGGCCAAAGUGCCCAAUCCCAAACGUGCCCUCAACGCUGGACAAGCAGACCAACUGGCCUGGAGUCUUGCCAUUGCCCACUCCAGAGGAGAAGAUGAAGACUGACUCUCAAGUCAUCACCUCAUGCAUCGUUCCCAUUAAUGUAACAGGGGUUGGGUUUGACAGAGAGGCCAGUGUGCGAUGCUCACUAGUCCACUCGCAAUCCGUGCUUCAAAGGCGGAGGAAGCUAAGGAGACGGAAAACCAUCACUGGCAUUCCCAGACGAGUCCAACAAGAUCUGGACUCCGACGAGUCUCCAGUAGCCAGAGAACGUACAGUGAUAGUCCACACCAACCCUGAUAUUUGCCAGGGGGAUACACUUUCUCAUCUCAACACCAAGGACUCUGGCUGCCAGACAGAGGAAUUCCUAAUUGUUGGAGCUGCACCUUCGCGUAGACGGAUCAGAGCACAGAGGGUGCAGGGGGUGACUGUGACACAUUCCCAUUCCACGGGGAAUAUAUCCUCACUGCCUGACAGCUCAGACGCAAUGUUUACCACCUCAGUGGGCUCCCGUCUGCGCUCCCGAAGCCUCCCACGAGAAGGAGGGCAACUAGUGGACGAAGAUCAUGAAGACAGUGAUGAUAAUGAUGAUGAGGAAGAACUCUCCCCGUUUGAGGCUGAGGACUUCCUACCAGUCCCAGGGGAACAUAUUCUAAAAGAUGAUGAAGAAAGUACUGAUGAUCAAGCAGUCCCAGAAAGCCAGCAUGCUGUAGGUGCAGAGUGUGACUGGAUGGAGAGGGGUCGAUCCCGCCUGACUCAGAAAGCUGACAUGGGCAUAUGUGAGAUUUCCUCCAGUUCUGACACAUUUAGUAGCCCCAUCCACUCCGUUUCCAAUGCUGGCGUGCUGACUAGCCAGAUGGACCACAAGGAGGAUCACCAGUCAUCAAGUGGCAACUGGAGUGGUAGUAGCUCUACAUGUCCCUCCCAAACAUCAGAGACCAUUCCACCGGCAGCCUCACCCCCACUCACUGGAUCAUCACACUGUGAUUCAGAACUGUCAUUAAAUGCCGCUACCAAUCCUAAUGAAGAUUCUACAGGCUUUGUGAUUGAUUCGUAUCCUGGAUCGCAAGGCCUCUGUAGCCAUAGGACAGGUUCAUUCACCUCCACCGUAACUGACAUGCUUGAUGAUGCUGGAGUCAGCAUUGCCAGUGAGUGUGAGUGGAGCUAUCCACACUACAGGCCCAACAUGCCUUGCCACCCAGACUUCAGUCCUGAGCACUCAAGGGAAGAAAACAGCCUAGAAUGUCCCAGCUUUGCUAGCAUAGUUACUUUCGAGAGUUUAACAGAUAGGCCACCUUCUGAAAAGGCUGACACCGCUUCACACUAUUCUGUAGAUGCUGAGGGCUACUAUACCUCCAUGCACUUUGACUGUGGUCUUAAAGGUAGCAAAAGCUUCACGUAUAACUAUGCAUCUGUAGACCAGCAACAGGCAGAAUAUGGACUUCAAGCAAACACACUUGGGAGACAUAGUCUCUCUCUAAGGAAACCAAAGUUGAAGCCAUCCCCACCAAAACGCAGCUCAUCCUUGAAGAAAAUAAGCAGUCAUGUUGGACCUUCUGCUGACAGGAAUGAACCAAAGAUAGCUGGUAGUCAUAACAAAUCAACGUCUUCCGGGGACAAAACACAGCAUAUAGGGUUAAAUGGGUCCUCAAGUCAACUGGAGAGUGAGGAGCCACUGGGGGCUUGGGGUGUUGAGAGUUCUAUGGAGAUUCCAGAUGUUGCUUUAUUUGGCUCCACAGAAACACAUUCUUUCAAGGAUGAGGGAGCAGUACAGUCAGAAUAUGCAGACCUCUGGCUUCUUAAUGAUUUGAAAUCCAAUGAUCCUUACAGAUCUUUGUCCAGUUCCAGCACAGCUACGGGUACCACUGUCAUUGAAUGCAUUAAGUCACAGGAGAGCUCAGAAUCCAAGGCUUCCCAGUCUGCAUCCAGGGCUACCACUCCUUCACUACCAUCAAUGGAAAAUGAAUUUAGAUUGCCUUCACCAGAGAAGCUGGUAUGUCUAGCAUCACCCUCCAGUGGCUACUCAAGCCAGUCAGAAACACCAACAUCUUCUCUACCAUCGGCUUUCUUCCCAAAUGCUCACCCAAUGUCCCCCACCAGUGGCAAGAGGAAACCCAAAGUUCCAGAAAGGAAGUCCUCACUUGCUUCAUUGCUGAAGUAUUCAUCCAAGAGGGACCUUGAACUACCUAUCAUACCUCCCACCCACCUUAACCUAAGUGCCCUUCCCAAUGCCUGCAAGCCUGCAAUUCACAAAAAACAGACAAAUAUCCUAAAUCAGAGAAAGCAGAAAGCUACAGUAGAAACUAAGGGUGAGAGUCUGGCCAGUUCUGUUUCAAAUGAUGAGCCAGCAAUCACUGGUCCUUUGGCCAUCACGCCUAAGGUACUUUGUUCUGUUCAGCUACGUUCAGUUGGCAAAUCCAGAGAUGGUAGCCACGAUCGUCUUAGCAUUGAUACUGCCACUAGGCCUAAGUGUCCCACUGUGACUAUCAACACCUUACCAACUCACAAUAAUCCCCAUGAAACUAGGAAACCCCCUCCAUAUAGAACACUUCUCACAGAACCACCCUCUCAGGACAAUUGUGAUUCACUGUUUACCCCAGUAGAUGGACUAGCUGCUAAGAAUAUAGCAAGCCAUUUUGGUGGAAAUAGAUAUGAUAGACUAGCCCCAUCACCUCUUCGGAGCAUGACUGCUUUUAGGUCCCAGCCUGAGCAGGUGAACAUGGAUGAAGUCACAUCAGUCAUAUUAGAGAAUUCCGCAAGUCAAGAAGGUAAAGUUGCAGAUGAAGUGGGCACCUCAAAGAAUAUCUUUCCCCAGAACAAUCUAGAAAUAGAGCAAAACCAGCCAUUGAGAUCUGAACCAAAUGAAGGAAGCCCUUCACUGCUUCUCACACCUGGUCAGAAUGGAAUAGCAAUGAGGUCAGACAGUCUUGACCAAGUGCCUGAUAUUAUCUAUCAAACAUUUAAAAAAUCACAAGCUUAUCCAAUCAUUGGUGCUGUUAACCAUGGAGAACAAUCUGUAACAUCAGGUGUUCCAACCAGAAGUGCCUCAAUGGAAUCUGUAGAGGAAAGUUCAACACCGGACACAGAGGACUAUUUUAGCAAAGAGUCCACACCGAGCGAUUCAACUGUGUCCCCUCUAACAGAUGAAUCAAAAACUGAUGAUGAUAGUGUUUUCAUUUCACCAAGUAAAACUCGCACAACAGAGGAUCUCUUUGCCAUGAUUCACAGGUCAAAAAGAAAAAUGCUGGGCAGGAAAGAUUCUGGAGACAUGACAUUACGGAGCCAUUCAAGUGGUGUUUCUGGGAAUGGCCCUGCUACCAAUCCUGCAACCUCUCCUAGCACCCCAACCAUGCCCACAAAUUCAACUACACAAAUUGUGUCCCAGAGAGCCCCAGGUCAAAUUUUCAGGAGUGCCAAAAAGUCUAGUACCUCGAAUGAAGAGUUCAAAUUGCUGCUGUUGAAAAAGGGAAGUCGCUCCGAGUCCAGUUACCGCAUGUCAGCUACAGAGAUCCUAAAGAGUCCCAUUGCACCCAAAAGCCCUGGUGAGCUCUUGAUGGAGGGUUCCAGACCACUUGAGGAGCCACUCUCUCCUUUACAACAACAAUUUCUAGAGGGAUCACCUGAACAAAUCCACAGCCCCUUUCCAAAAACAUAUGCCGAGGGCUUCACCACAAAAGCUUUUUCCACAUCUGCCUCAUCUCGACAAGGCCGAUCAAGGAUGCCACCAGCUGCAAGCAGUAGCCGCUACAGUACACGUAGUCGGCUGUACACAGCUCCCAUGCAGGCCAUAUCAGAAGGGGAAACAGAAAACUCAGAUGGUAGCCCACAUGACGACCGUUCCUCCUGAAAAUGCACCUUGAACUUUUAGCAGCAACUAAGUAUAGACACAAUCUUUGACAUCGUCAAAAUGCUGGACACUUGGCAUACUUAAUAUUUUUAAGUAUCUGUUUUUAGACCGAAAAUGAAAGAAAAACAUUCUUAUGUUGAUUUUUAGUGGUGGUAUCAUAACUACCAAGAGCAUAUUUUUUUUAUGUGAAUGCUUUCUUUGUGUACCAACUGACAUUUCAUUUUGGGAUUAGAAAAAUAGAAAAUUCCAUCACUUUGUAAGUAAUCACAGGGUAUCAAUACAGUGAUGCAUUUUUGACACAAGCAUUUAGCAUUAUCUAGAAUGAUAAAAACAGUACUGUAUUGAGGGGUAACUGUGAAAAUGGGUCUAGUCAGUGUUAAAAGAAGGGAAAAUCUUUCCUGUACCUUAAACACAAACUGUUUACGGCAGACAGCUUGGGACAAUCAAAGAGUGGCCUUUUGUAUAGUUAGCUGUAGCAUAAAUGGGCUGAAUAUUUUUUGAGUAACAUCUCAGAUUUACUGUUAGCCUGUAACUGGAUCUUAUUGGGCAAGAAUUGUAGCUGCAUUGGAUUUUCCUAAUGGCCUACCAAUAGUUUGCACUUCUUUUGGUACUGAGAAAGUUUCAGAAUAUUUUAUCAGAACAAAAAUGCCACAUCAAAAAAUGAAAAGUGACAUAAAUAAAUAUCUAUAUAUAUAUAUAGUACAUGAAUUUUAACAAAAAGAAAAUAUGUAUUUUUAUUGACAUUAGUUAAAAAAAAAUAAUGGUCUAGAAAAGGACUAUCAGGCAAAUGUGGACAAAAGCUUGUCCUCUUUGUGGCAAUUUAAAGAUAAUGAAAGCCUUUUAAUUCAACAUCUAAUUUGAUGACCACAUGGCUAUUCUCUUAAUUCAAUAUUUAUCUUUUUUAGUGAAUUUCUUAAAAAGAUAUAUAUAUACUUUUGGCGUUUCAGUGAUAGAAAAGUCUUGUUAAAAAAUAUUAAUAAAAAUCAGCACAACUCAUUGUUUGUAUAUAAACAAAUGUAUCUGCUAAGGAAACACAACAACAGCUACAACACCGUCACUAUACGUAUUCUGUGAAUACUGUAUCAACCCUUACUGUUUCUCAAUUAUUAAUGAUUCUGUUUUGCUUAUUGUGAGGUGAUUUUUUUUAUUUUUUAUUUUUUGUCAUCACUGACCACACAACAGGACUAAUAUUGUGCAAAUGUUUUUCAGACAAUUUAUAAAAUUAUGCCUCUACCACAGUGAUUGUAGAUUUGAUAUAUUUCACUUUAAUAGAUGAAUUAACUGCAUGCAAUAAAACUUCAGAGAGUAGCCAAUAUUGGUACUUUUUUUUUUUAGAGAACCUAUUGUCCAUUCAAUGAAUUUGCUUCAAUAUGUCAAGACACAUUGUGAGGUCAUAAGUUGUUUUUUGUCCUCAAAAAUUCAGAUUUAAACACUUGACAAUCUUUUUCAAAGACAUUUAUAUGUAGUAAAAUGCACUACAGCAGAACAAUACAGUAGCAAAUGCAGAAGGCUGAGUAGAAGUUUCUUGAAGUGUGUAGUGAAAGUGCUUUUAGUUAAGGAAAGGGGCAUUUGAAGUUUGUGUUGAAUUGGUUUUGAAUUUGCGAUGUUGAGAAGGUAAUGAGGAAAGUUAAGAGAAGGAUAAAAAGUAGGCUGUUGUCUUUGGCACUGAUGGAAAACAGACAUUCUUUUCUCUAUGCGGUUGCUGUUAAGUAGCACAGACAACUGUCUAUCCAAAGAAUGAAUACAGAUUGAGGUACAGAGCAAUAUCAGACUGAGAGACAGAGUAAGUCUGCAGUUAGAGGGGUUUGUGUCUUUGAAGUCAUGUAGAGACCAUUUUUACUUGGAUUUGUUUCACCAACAAUACAUGUGUUUACAAGGUUGUCAAAAAGAUGCAAAUCAAAGGAAAAAAUAUAGACUUUUGCUACUGUUUGGGUUAUCUUUUCUCACACAUGGAACUCUAAGCUAUUUGCCAGUUUCCAAGACCCACCUUGUGAUUUUAAUGUUGGUACUAAAGUGGAAGGGUUGUUUGUAUUUGUUUUUUUAAAUGCUGGCUUUUAUGAAAUAUUGGGCUUUGGAGAAAUUUCGAAUGACUACAGAUUAAUUUAUGGAUUUAUGGACUUUGUAAUGUUUUUCUUUUUGGAUGUUUUUUGAAAGCUUUUUGGAAGCUUUAUUGUGAAACACUGGUUUUAGAAUAAGUUUACCACAGAAAUUACAACCACUUAUAAAUAAUAUCAAAAUCUGAUGACAUAAGCUAUCAUGCUAAUGAUCCUUGUAAACCUAAGUUCACUGUGUCCAGUAGUGUAUUUGGCAUUUCUUUCCUGUGUCCUGCUCAUUGACCUCGUAAAAUUCUGGUAUUUCUGCAAUUUGCUUGGCAUGAGAGUCAGUCUUUGGUUCAUUUACUGGACUAAGUAUAUGAGCUGUCUUCUGCUAUUUUAUCACUAAUAAACUACCUGCUAACUUCUGAUUCAAAAGCUUUAGGUAAAGACAUUAAAGGGAAAAACACAAUUACAUUAUCACCUUAAUUUAAGAUGCAAAUCUAAAAGGCAACAAAGACUGUUCAGUAUCCAUCUCCGUAGCAUCAGAGGGUUACAGACAGCAGUGAAUAAUUUUGUACACUACCAUUCCAACAUUGUAAAGUCUAACCUUAAAAGUUGCACUGAUGUAGUACAUGUGUGAAGGUUUUCACAUUGUCUUUUUCUGUACCUAAGACUACUUUGUCCAGAAAUAGUUUAAAUAAAAGAAAAAAACAAGAAAAAAGCAAUUAUCAUUUGAAAAUUAAAAUCUCAAAUUCUUAGUUCAUUGCAUGCUUGUGUGGUAACGUAAAGAUUUGUGUACCAAAGGAUUUCAGAGCUGAACAAGCUUGUUAAACAAAACAAAACAAAAGUUACUGCCCUGAAAACAGAGUUGCAAGAUGGAGGUCUUCAAGCAACUAAAAUGAAAUAACUUUAUUUCUCUCUCUUUUGCUUUCUUUUUUUUUUUUUGUACAAAUUUGUAAAUCUUAUACCUUUUUAAAUUGUUCCAAGAUGUUCCUUAUGUAAAGUGUUUUCAAAGUUUACAUUCAUUAUAAGCCUUUGUAUAUUUUUGAUCUGUGAAACACUUCGAGUCUUGUAUUUAUUUUUUAGCAAACUUUGUGGAAAGUCCCAUUGUACAAUGUCUCUAAAAAUGUUUGCCAACUUGACUGGCUGUUUAGUAAAUGUGCAUAGAAGAGACCAAUAAAUGUG